Alternaria burnsii is the source of this 3108-nucleotide messenger RNA. RefSeq lists its product as uncharacterized. The record is from RefSeq and is a predicted model, not a curated record. Gene Ontology annotation, molecular function: structural constituent of ribosome; acetyltransferase activity; zinc ion binding. Bases 1 to 3108 code for a protein of 1035 amino acids. The transcript has 7 exons. Lineage: Eukaryota; Fungi; Ascomycota; Dothideomycetes; Pleosporales; Pleosporaceae. Gene Ontology annotation, biological process: translation; regulation of DNA-templated transcription. Gene Ontology annotation, cellular component: ribosome; mitochondrial large ribosomal subunit.
AUGUCGACCGUACUGCAUAUGCCCGCAUUUAAUUCCGCUCCCCAUGGCCCCGCCUUCACGUCCGUCAAUGGUCGGUUGUCUCUAAGUCCACCCGACGAGCAAAAGCCACCCGUUGUCACUAAAUCUUCUACUUGGAGCCCUACCUCUCCAGACCCUGAGCACAACCGUCACUCUCCAGACAGCGAUUCGAGCUCGUCCACUGUUAGCAGUGGAGACAAGUCUCCCAAUAGUUCUGACAAGACAAGGUCGUCUCCCGAGAACCCAAACAAGAGGAGGCGUUCUGGAUCCGACGAAGGCGCCUACGGUCAGCACAGCCCUGAUCAGACGACUGCCGGCCCCAGACAGCUUCCGCCUCCCUACCAGCCUCUGAACCGUAGCACGACCAUGAGCAUGGAGACCCCUCAAUUACCAAGUUUGCCUCCAUUAGGUCGUCCAGAUGCUGAGCGCCGCUGGCAGACCGAGCCCCGUGAACUACCUCAUGCGACUCAUCAUUUCCAACCCCGUGAGCCACGUCCAACAGAGCCUUCCCGCAACAAUGCUUUGUCACCCGAGUCGCGCGACAUGAUUGAAGAGACUGAAUUCACGCGUGCCGGCGUACAAGUCGAGCUCAAGAAGAGGAAACGGCAAUUUGCCAACCGCACUAAGACUGGUUGUGGAACUUGCAGAAGGAGAAAGAAGAAGUGCGAUGAGGCCAAACCAGAGUGCAAUAAUUGCACACGAGGCGGUUUCGUUUGUGAGGGCUAUGCCAACAAAGUACCUUGGCCAAAGAAUGGGCCUGCUAAACCGCCUGCCAUACUAGCCAAGGAGAAGUAUGCUGCUUAUACGUCGUGCCCAACAUGUCAAGAAAAGCACACGCCCCACUGUGGGCCACAAAGCAGUGAAACCCCUUACCCACCACCCGAAAUGCAUCCAGGCAACGGUACCGAGCGCAAGCCUUGGAAGUCAUCCUGGAGUGAUCCUGCACCUCCACCAGUCCGAGCGGCUUACCAACCGGAGGCCCCGCCGCCCCCGGCACAGUAUAUGCAGCCUGCGGCAAACCACUAUGAGAGACCCUCAACCCACGAUCAUCAACCGGUAUCUCAACAGCAACAGCAGCCUCACCAUACCUCUCGUGGCUAUCACCAUGCUCCACCAAGCACGAAUCACCUCGCUAUCAACACUGCUGUCCCUGCCACCUCUAUGGUCGCCAAGCCUGUCCAACAGCUACAUGUGGCACAGCAGCAUCCUCGUCCACCGCCUCCCCCACCGCCAACAUCCUUGCCACCGACGCGAUCGCCGACGCGCUUUACAGAGUCCUCCUCAAUGACCUAUAGAUCUGAGAAAGACAAGAUGCUAGCGGGGGAGCCAUUUAACCCCUUUGACAAGACCCUAAUGCACGAACGCCAUCUUAGCACGCAAGCCCAGUCUAUCUUCAACAGCAGCAAGGCAAAUCCCUCCAACGUUCUGUCGAGCACAACCGUCGACCACUUUUUCAAGCAGAUUCUGAAUGCAAGUCGUCAUCGCGAAGGAAAGCAAAUUGAGAUUCACAUGGGUCCCAAUUGCCAUGUCGCUACGCCUUUUGCUUGUGACUACGGUUACCACCUUAGUAUGGGCGAAAAUGUUGUCAUUGGUGCUGACUGCCAUCUCCACGACUCUGCAAGGAUCUCUAUUGGAAGAAACUGUAAGAUCGGAGUUCGGGUCACAAUACAGACUUUGAAAACACCCACCGAUAACAAAUCAUUGAAAGGGAGCAACGGUACCGAGAUCGCGCAAGAAGUACACAUUGGGGAAAAUGUGUACAUUGGCGAUAAUUGUGUGAUCGAGGCAGGAGUUCACAUCGGGCCCAAUACCAUAGUGCGCCCGGGCUCUGUGGUGUCUCGCGUAAGCUCUCAAUCCUGCAAUGAUUUGAAUAACCAUAUACUGACCUUGUAUAGUCUUUGCCCCCCAACUGCGUCGCUCAUGGAAAUCCUGCGAUCAUCCUACCUAACUGAGAUACUCAGUACAACAAUCACCUUGUGUUCUCGCAAUCUUCCAGAACAAUUCGUCAUGUACGAGAUAUUCGCGAACCGGGAAUGUCAAAAUAUCCGCGGCGAACAAUCAGCGCCGCAUAUCCCACGUACCCAUACCAUAAUCACAAUGCCACCCAAAGCACCCCUCAAUUGGGGUCUCUUACCACCAUCCUUUCUUCUUCCUUCAUCAGCGCGCUCCGUCCUCCAGCAAAAUGCGCAUCAAAUAUCCUCAAGACCCGCCAUCGCAUACACAUCGAUUCGAACCAUAAAAUCCACUUUCACGCCCAAACCCGACCGCUUCGCACAUCAUCCCGCCCGAGAAGCCCUCACCAGCACAUCUACCGCAGCGCUCGAGCGAAAAGCCCACAGCACACCCCUGCGAACGGGUCUUCUCGCCCUCAAGAAGGGCAUGACAUCCAUCUACGACCCCGAAACAGGGAAGCGUACAGCAUGCACUGUUCUACAACUUGACCGUAAUGAAGUGGUUGCGCACAAACGGAGAGACCAGAAUGGAUACUGGGCGGUGCAGAUCGGUGCUGGACAAAAAGAAGCGCGGAAUGUCAGCAGGCCCAUGUUAGGACAUUUUGCGGGUGCGGGCGUGAGUCCUAAGAGAUGGGUUGUUGAAUUCAAGGUCAGGGACGAGGCAGGGCUCGGCGUUGGUAUCGGGGAGAUGGUUGGCGCGGGGUGGUUCACAAAGGGACAAUGGGUGGAUGUCAAGGCGAUAAGCAGAGGAAUGGGAUUCGCUGGUGGUAUGAAACGACACGGUUUCGGCGGUCAACCAGCAUCCCACGGUCAAUCGCUCAUGCAUCGUGGUAUGGGUUCAGCCGGAGGUUCCCAAGGUUCAGGUUCUCGUGUGCUACCUGGCAAGCGUAUGCCGGGAAACAUGGGCAAUGAGAGCGUGACUGUCAAGAACUUGAGGGUAUUACAGAUCGACGAGCAGAAUGGCAUUGUUGUUGUCAAUGGCUGCGUACCAGGACCGAAGAACCAGAUUAUCCGCGUUCAAGAUGCGAGGGGGAAGCCGUGGCCUGCGGGGCCCAUGUCAACCGCAGAACUGAAGCCAACAGAGGUUUUAGCCGAGGCGGGCGUUCCUGAUGCCACCGAAGCGACAGCCAGUGCAUAG